GAGCCCGAGAGAGACAGAAGCAGCUGGGAGGAGAAAAAACAGCCCAGCCAGGGGGCCUAUUGGUCUUUCUGCCUUUGCCACAGACUUAACAUUCUAAGGCAUGGGCAUUGGCUUUCCAGAUUUUAAUUUCUUCAUUUAAACUGCCCUGGAUGGAAGUUUACUUUCUCAGAGACUUAGUGACCCAGUAAAAUUACCACAACCAGGUGUCCCCAUGUUGCUGACUGGCCACAUUAAAUGGUUAGCCGUGCUGCUGGCCAUAAUGGUCUUUUCUCUCUGCUUAGCCCUUCCCUUAGAUGAUUACCGGAAAGCUCUUAUAAGGAAAGAAGAGAUGUUGCAAAUUGGGGGGGAGCUAUUGUUAACAGAUCAAGAAGAGCUGGCCAAUGAGAAACUAAUGGCCCUCAAAAAUGCAGAGAUUACACAGGCAAUGGAGAAAAAUCAGUUUCCACCUAGCAUGCACUUCUUCCGGGCCAAGAAGCUUAUUGAAGAAAGUAAGGUGUUCCAUGUCUUAAAGAAGAUGCCAAAAGGAGCUGCUUUACACGUCCAUGACUUUGGCAUCUUGAGUGUUGACUGGUUGGUGAGGAAUGUCACCUACAGACCCCACUGCCAUCUCUGUUUCACUCCAAGCGGCAACCUGAAGUUCAUAUUUGCUGACCCUGCCCCUCCAACCCCAAAGCCAGAGGGCUGCUCUGAGUGGAUUUUGCUAGUGAAGUAUAGGAAGCAGCUGCAAAAUGUCACUGAGUUUGACAACAGCUUGCUGAGAAACUUCACCCUGGUGCUGGAGAACCCUGAGAUAGCAUACUCAGAUCAAGCCGUCAUCUGGGCAAGGUUUGAAAACAUCUUUAUUGCUGUUAAAGGCCUUGUCCAUUAUGCGCCAGUGUUUAGAGAGUAUUUCGCUAGAAGUCUGGAGGAGUUCUAUGAGGACAAUGUGCAGUACCUGGAGCUAAGAGCCACACUGUACCCGGUAUAUGAACUAAAUGGGCAAACACAUGACCAAGAGUGGUCACUGAAGACUUAUCAAGAAGUGGCCCAGAAGUUUGCCAAAGACCAUCCUGACUUCACUGGAGCCAGAAUCAUCUAUAGCAGUAACAGGAAGAAAGAUGUGGAUCGAGUUGCUGAAUCUGUCCAGAUAGCUAUGAAGCUCAGAGUCAAGUUCCCAGAGAGCAUGGCAGGAUUUGACCUGGUGGGUCAAGAGGACAAGGGGCAUUCCUUGUGGGACCUGAAAGAAGCUUUGCUCCUCCCAGCUACUCAAGGCUUUGACCUGCCUUACUUCUUCCAUGCUGGAGAGACAAAUUGGCAGGGCACUUCCAUAGAUGAGAACGUUCUGGAUGCCCUAGUGCUGAACACCACCAGGAUUGGCCAUGGAUUUGCUCUGGGCAGACACCCGAUGGCCAGAAAUAUCUCUUGGAAUAGGGACAUCCCUGUAGAAGUGUGUCCCAUCUCUAACCAGGUCCUCCAGUUGGUAUCUGACCUAAGGAACCACCCAGCGGCUUCUCUAAUGUCCAGCGGGCACCCUAUGGUGGUCAGUUCUGAUGAUCCAUCUAUCUUUGGGGCCAAAGGCUUGUCUUAUGACUUCUAUGAAGCUUUCAUGGGCAUUGGAGGGAUGAAGGCUGACUUGAGGACCCUCAAACAGUUGGCAUUGAAUUCAAUCAAGUAUAGCUCCCUGUCAGUGGACAAGAAGAAAACCACUAAAGAAGUCUGGCAGAAGAAAUGGGACAAGUUUGUGGAUGACCUGGCCAAGUUACUGUGAAGUAACAUAUCUACUGAGAAUUUUCUUGAGGCCAUAGCUGCAAGAACUAAGCCUUCUUGAACAAACAUCUUAUGUAUCUACAUCCUGGCUCGUAUUCUGAUCUUUGGGAGAGAAAAGCAAUAAGCCGGCCCUGUCACCUCUCUGAAAAUAAAUGAAUCUGUGGGACUCUUCGGAACUACGGGACACGUAGCCCAUAUAGCCAGAUAGUGACAAAUCCUUAGAACUCCCAGGCAAACUAAUGUUUUCCUGUGUGCCAAUCAUCUUGAAUCCUGGCUGGCAGUCAGCCCUUUCUCCUUUAGUUUAUGCCCCUUAGGUGGGUUUUGUCAGAAUGGAACCUGCUACUGAAAGCAGCAAAGAGUGUAGUAAAAAGAGCAUUGGACUUGGAGUCAGGACACUUGUGUUUGAGUCUUGGUCCUGACUAGUUGUAUAGCCGUGGAAAAUUCACUUAACCUUG
Molecule: messenger RNA, 2201 nt
Organism: Phascolarctos cinereus (koala)
Lineage: Eukaryota; Metazoa; Chordata; Mammalia; Diprotodontia; Phascolarctidae
Source: RefSeq, a predicted model, not a curated record